CAAGAAUUACAAAAGGAGGAGACAAAGACAAGCAGUUCAAAUUACACGAAGAAAACGGAGAGUCAGAGAAUUUAGCAAUUAUCAUAAUUCAUAAAUAUCCCCUCACCCUCCAACGCUUUUGAAAUUAACGAUCUGCUUUUAUUUAUUUGAUGUCCUCUUGGCAAGAAAAAGAAAUCCCUUUUUUUUUCUUCGGCGAAGAAAAGUAUCAACUUUCUUUUGUUUAAUUUUCUGGGAUUUUUUAUUCAUGUUUUUCAAACAGUUGCAGUAAAGUGGCUGUGGAGAACUUAUAUCUCUUUUGAUAGAUGAAGAUGGAUUACAAGGGGCAAAUCGGAGUUCAAUCUCAUGUUGAAAUGGGACCAUUAGAUGGGGCAAUGCAUGAUCUCGAUGAUGACUGCCUCUUUUCCACUGAAAUGGAUGCUCAAAAGACACAACCUAUUCUUUCAAACCAACGUUUUCCGUUCUCUGUUUUGCCUGUUGGUGGCUAUAAAAUGACAAGGAAUGGUGUUUAUAAGAGCAUAAAGACCGUAGUUUUCUCAAAUAAACUCAACUUGCUCAUGCCUUUCGGGCCUCUAGCAAUCAUGGUUCAUAAAAUGAGUUCUAGUAAUGGUUGGGUCUUCUUUCUAAGCUUACUAGGUAUAACACCUUUGGCGGAGCGUUUGGGUUAUGCUACUGAGCAGCUGGCUUUUUACACUGGACCUACAGUUGGUGGUCUUCUGAAUGCUACGUUUGGGAAUGCAACCGAAUUGAUUAUUUCAAUUUAUGCACUGAAAAGCGGAAUGACGCGAGUUGUUCAGUUAUCAUUGUUGGGCUCAAUUUUGUCAAAUAUGCUACUUGUUCUUGGAUGUGCAUUCUUUUGUGGUGGGCUUGUACAUUAUGGGAAGGAACAAGUCUUCAGCAAGGCCACAGCUGUUGUCAAUUCAGGACUGCUGCUGAUGGCAGUCAUGGGUCUACUCUUUCCAGCAGUCCUCCACUACACACACACUGAACGGCAAGUUGGGAAGUCGGAGUUGGCUCUUUCGAGAUUUAGCAGUUGUGUUAUGCUUCUAGCUUAUGCUGCCUAUCUUGUUUUCCAGUUAAAGAGUCAAGAUGAUAACUAUGUCCCUGUUGUCGAGGAAGAAAGCCACAAUGGGGAGGUAGAAGAUGGUGAUGAAGCUCCAGAAAUUUCCAAAUGGGAAUCAAUAAUUUGGCUUGCUAUCAUGACUGCUUGGAUUUCCAUCCUGUCGGACUAUUUGGUGGAUACCAUAGAGGGGGCAUCUGAUGCAUGGAAUGUGCCAAUCGCAUUUAUUAGUGUUAUCUUGCUCCCCAUAAUCGGGAAUGCUGCUGAGCACGCAAGCUCUAUCAUGUUUGCCAUGAAAGACAAGCUUGACAUAUCCUUGGGAGUGGCGAUAGGGUCAUCAACUCAGAUUUCUAUGUUUGGGAUACCUUUUUGUGUUGUUAUUGGUUGGAUGAUGGGACGGGAAAUGGACUUGAACUUCCAGCUUUUUGAGACAGCAACUCUCUUCAUUACUGUUAUAGUUGUAGCUUUUUUUCUGCAGGAGGGAACAUCCAACUACUUCAAAGGACUAAUGCUUAUACUUUGCUAUCUGAUAGUCUCUGCGAGUUUCUUCGUACAUGAAGAUCCUUCGGCAACUGGUCAAAACAAGAUACCGAAAACAUGACGAG
This is a messenger RNA of Hibiscus syriacus, 1662 nucleotides long. RefSeq names its product vacuolar cation/proton exchanger 2-like. Gene Ontology annotation, molecular function: calcium:proton antiporter activity. The coding region runs from base 303 to 1658 and encodes 451 amino acids. The transcript has 13 exons. Gene Ontology annotation, cellular component: plant-type vacuole membrane. The record is from RefSeq and is a predicted model, not a curated record. Lineage: Eukaryota; Viridiplantae; Streptophyta; Magnoliopsida; Malvales; Malvaceae. Gene Ontology annotation, biological process: calcium ion transmembrane transport; intracellular calcium ion homeostasis.